Messenger RNA from Syngnathus typhle (broad-nosed pipefish), 3921 nucleotides. It is a transcript of the gene lrfn5a, whose product is annotated as leucine rich repeat and fibronectin type III domain containing 5a. The transcript has 9 exons. NCBI's taxonomy places the organism in Eukaryota, Metazoa, Chordata, Actinopteri, Syngnathiformes, Syngnathidae. Bases 225 to 2822 code for a protein of 865 amino acids. Gene Ontology annotation, molecular function: protein binding. The record is from RefSeq and is a predicted model, not a curated record.
GUUUCUCUCUCUCUCCCACUUUUAGCACACGGUCUGGAUCUUUCGGGCCAGUUUGGCUGUUGAAACCAGCAAGCUGGCUCACUCAUCUUGCAUUUUGCCACUUCUUUGCGUCUGGUGCAGUGGGACAAGAGGGAAGAACACAGAUGACGAGACAACUUAGUUGGGAUACUAGCUUUGCUUCAUAGCAAGCAUGGCUAAAGGUGUCCAGUUGACGAGCAGGGACCAUGGAGAGGCUUUUCCUGUUUGUGACGCUGGCGGUGGCGGUGGCGGCGGCGGCGGUUCGUGCACAGGUCUGCCCAAAGCGUUGCGUUUGUCAGAUCCUGUCCCCCAACCUGGCCACCCUCUGUGCCAUGAAAGGUCUACUAUUUGUUCCGCCAAACAUCGACAGGCACACGGUGGAACUGAGGCUGGCCGACAACUUUGUCACCAGUGUAAAGAGGAAAGACUUUGCAAACAUGACGCGGCUUGUGGACCUCACGUUAUCCAGAAACACCAUCUCCUACAUCACACCUCAUGCCUUCGCUGAUCUGGAGAACCUCCGAGCUCUGCAUCUCAACAGUAACCGGCUGACAAGGAUAGCCAACGACACGUUCAGUGGCAUGUCCAAGCUCCACCACCUGAUUCUGAACAACAACCAGCUGGUACUGAUUCACCAGGGAGCGUUUAAUGACCUGCUGGCACUAGAAGAAUUGGAUCUCAGUUAUAAUAACCUUGAUUCCAUUCCAUGGGAGGCCAUUCAGAAAAUGACAAGCCUUCAUACACUGAGUUUGGACCACAACAUGUUGGACUUUAUCCCAGAGGGGACAUUUUCAUUGCUCCAGAAACUCAACCGGCUUGAUGUCACCUCAAAUAAACUGCAAAAGCUCCCACCUGACCCUCUCUUUCAACGAGCACAGGUUUUGGCCACCUCUGGGAUCUUGAGCUCCUCCACCUUUGCACUAUCAUUUGGUGGAAACCCGCUGCAUUGCAACUGCGAGCUACUUUGGCUGCGAAGGCUUAACCGAGAGGACGACUUGGAGACGUGCGCCUCACCUCAGCACCUCUCUGGACGCUACUUUUGGUCCAUUCCCGAGGAGGAGUUUCUGUGCGAACCCCCACUCAUAACGCGAUACUCCCAUGAGAUGAGGGUCCUCGAAGGACAGAGAGUGUCACUCAGAUGUAAGGCCAGAGGUGACCCGGAGCCAGCCAUACAUUGGAUAUCUCCCGAUGGCAAACUGGUCUCAAACUCCUCCAGAACGCUGGUCUACGUCAACGGAAGUCUGGACAUCCUCAUCAGUACUGUAAAAGACACAGGCUCUUUUACCUGCAUCUCCUCCAACCCUGCCGGCGAAGCUCACCAAACUGUCGACUUGGUCAUCAUUAAACUCCCGCACAUCUCCAACAACACCAACAACAUUCAGGAGCCGGACCCGGGAUCGUCUGACAUAUCCACAUCUACCCGUAGCGGAAGCAACGGAAGCAAUGUGACGGGCGACGGGAAGGGUGGAGUCGAAAAGAGGCUGGUGAGCGCCGAGGCCACGUCGUCGACGGCGCUGAUCAAGUUUCACUUCCAGAGCAAUAUUCCGGGUAUCCGGAUGUUCCAGAUCCAAUACAACGGGAGCCAAGAUGAUUCACUUGUGUAUCGAAUGAUCCCUCCAUCAAGUAAGAGCUUCCUGGUCAACAACCUGGCAGCAGGAAGCCAGUACGAUCUAUGCGUGCUGGCCAUCUACGACGACAUCAUCACCUCCCUGACGGCCACCCGCGUGGUAGGAUGCGUGCAGUUCACCACCGAGUCCGAGUAUAUGAGGUGCCAUUUUAUGCAAUCCCAAUUCCUCGGCGGGACGAUGAUCAUCAUCAUCGGAGGGAUUAUAGUGGCUUCUGUGCUCAUUUUCAUCAUCAUCUUGAUGAUACGUUACAAGGUGUGCAACCCAGGAGAUGGCGUUAAAGGCAUGUCAAUGUCCAUGACCAACGUUCACUCUCAGACAAACGGGCAAAGGUGCAGCGUGACCCCCAGUAACUCCAAGCACGCCUCCAUCGGAUUGGAGGACCUGUCAAAGAAGAAGAGUGGAGGGAAGGACGGCGCCUCCGCCUCCGCCGCCAGAACCACCACCACCACCACCACCACCACAACCACCACAACCACCUCCACAACCACCACGCUUUCAUCCAACUCCUCCCUACCCGACCGCUCCACGGACACAUCUGUUCUCAGCCAGCAUUGGACAAUACUUGGGGCUGAAGAACAAGUCAAAGUGGGUGAGGAGAGAGCUCGAGCCAGCCUCUCCUCGACCGCCGCCGCCAGCUCGUUGGGCAGGCCGAAGCGUAAGCCCGCUCCAAGUAAACCGGGCUCGGCUUGCUCAAACACCUCAGCCGCCCCGGAGAACCUCCCGAGCGCGUGCCCUCGCGCCCCUUCCGCUUCUGCCUCGACCGCCUCUUCCGCUCCUCUAGAUACGCUCAACACCAACCGCAACAAUUCCACCUCACUUACGCAAGGGCGGCCGCCGCCUCCUCCCAUUGGCAACCUUCGUCCACUUCCCUCCGUCCGCUAUGGGGAAACGCCCAUUCUGCGCCGGGCUCCCCGCGCCCGCACCUCCUCCGCUGCCAAGUACCAGACUCUCCCCGUGGAGGAGGGAGGCCGGAGCAGGCCGAGGAGGAGGUAUUCCCUCAGCGAAGGGGGCUCAAAGACUCUGGCGUACAAUCCAGGGAGCGCGGCCAAAUUAGGACGCACGCUGCGGGACAAAAGGAGUCAAUCCAUGAGCGGAAUGCUCUUCUCCAAAGAUGGCGAGGGCGACUCUAAUAGAGGGCGCUGUGAUUCGGACUGGAUCUUGGAAAGCACGGUUUAAAUUGAAACCAGACAAGACGUUAGCUAUUGUUAUUUUGGGUGUGGCGUGCGUCGCGUCUCUUUGUGGGACCGGAAGCUAAAGUGAGCCUAUGACCUCAAUAUUUGUGCGAGCAUGGACAAGGAGGAGUCUAUUUCUGAGUGACAAGUGGUCUUCUUUUGAAGGCUUUUUUAUGUCUGUUUCACAAGCAGUUUUGACACCUUUGUUUCCAAGUCUAUCCUUCAGCAAGUGGAGAUCUUGCCUUGCCUUGUCUCGUCGCGUCGCGUCCUCGACUUGUCCUGUUGGUUCCACUUGAUAGCACAAAAGAAUACAAGUCAAUGGGCUCACUGCAUCAUUAUCACUUGAUCUGCAAAUACCACAAAAAAGGGAGGAAGAAAAAGAGAAUGAAGAGAAAUAAUGUCUAGAGUCGACAGCAAGUGUGUGUGCGUGCGUGCGUGUGUGUGCGUGUGCGUGCGUGUGUGUGUGUGUGUGUGUGUGUGUGUGUGUGUGCGCGUGUGUGUGUGUGUGUGUGUGUGUGUGUGUGUGUGUGUGUUUGUGUGUGUGACCACGCCGUGGCAAGAGAUAGCAGUCGGUGCCUUCUUUUGCACAAAAAUACUCCAAGCGGAAGUAGCUCUCGGUCGGACAAACGUUUUCACACAGCCUUGUGUUUCUUGGCAAAUAGACUGAAUAUCAAAUGGAAACUUUAUGGACCUCUUAUGAAAUUGAUAUUUUUUAAAAGGGAAAAAAAAGAACAUACAAAAAAAAAAAGCUUUUGGCUGACGUUGGUAUACUUCAGCCUGGGUUGUUGGUCACAUGUUACCGCAAAGCUCAUGUACAGAAAAAGACAACAUGUGCUGUGUUGUUAUGUUGUGUAAAAUAAAAUUUUAAAAAACCCAAAAGGGUUGAAUUAAAAACUUCUGGUGUCAUGGUCGGAACAAAGUCACUUUUUGUGUCACCGCAGUAGACAAAAAUGAGUUUUGGAAGAAUUAAAUUGGAGACAAAAGUUAAUCUUGAGUUUCUCUCCCACUCAUUGAGAUAAAGUCGCCGCUCUGACCACAGCCGUGAACAAAAGCAUCGCGCUGUGUGCAUAUGGUGACACAGAGCUCAAGGCGGGCAACGUGAC